Pestalotiopsis fici W106-1 is the source of this 1650-nucleotide messenger RNA. RefSeq lists its product as uncharacterized. NCBI's taxonomy places the organism in Eukaryota, Fungi, Ascomycota, Sordariomycetes, Amphisphaeriales, Sporocadaceae. The transcript is spliced from 7 exons. Gene Ontology annotation, biological process: transmembrane transport. Gene Ontology annotation, molecular function: transmembrane transporter activity. The record is from RefSeq and is a predicted model, not a curated record. The coding region runs from base 1 to 1650 and encodes 549 amino acids.
AUGGGCACCAACGACGUCACGACGGCCACGGACCUGCACAAUGUCGACUCCUCGACCGAGAAGCCGACCGAUGGGCUAAAACUAAGGACUCUUGGAACCGUUCGUCUGCGCCAUCACGAAACAAACGAAAUCAUCCUCAUUCCUACUCCUUCCAAGGAUCCUAAUGAUCCGCUAAACUGGUCCAAGGCAUACAAGUAUUAUAUGGCAACGGUUAUAUGCUUGGCUAUGCUCAUGUGUAACUUUCUUGCUGCAGGCCCGACAAUUGCCAUUGCGUCUACAGCCGUGGACUUUUUCCCCCCUCCAGCGACGCCCGUCUCAGCUGCCAUCAGCAAGGUAGCAUAUUUUUUCACGACUACAGCUUUGCUGCAAGGCACGAGCAACUUCUUCUGGGUGCCACUCACUAAUAAAUUCGGCCGACGACCCAUUUACGUUACCAGCUAUGCAAUCUACUUUGUCUGCUGCAUCUGGCUCAUCUUUGAAAAGAGCUAUGGCGGCUUUCUGGCAGGACGUAUCCUUAUUGGAAUCGGUGCUGGUGCUGCUGAAACGAUUGCUCCCGUUUCCAUUGCCGAUGUUUUUUUCCUACACGAGCGUGGAUUUGUCAUGUCAAUGUACACUUGUUUCCUAUCAGUCGGUGUGGCGCUCGGUAUUCUGAUCGAUGGUCUAAUCGUCAUCGACCACCACUGGAGAGUGAUUUACCAGGUUGCUGCUGGCCUCAUUGGUUUCGUCCUCUUGCUUGCAUUCUUUACAUUCCCCGAGACGGCAUAUAUCCGAGAAAUCCCACCCGCCAAUGUUGCAGAAUCUCGGACUGUGGAGAAGCCGCAAGGAAGUGUGGGUUCUGAUAUCGAGUCUUCAGCCCCUUCGGCCCCUCCUCCCAAGAAGGAGACAUUUUUUCAGAGCCUCAAGAUUUACCACAGGGUCUGGACGGAUGAAAGCUUGGUCAAGAUGUUUGUGCGACCGCUGGGUCUCAUCCUGCUUCCACCUGUUCUUUGGGCUGCUCUGGUACAGUCCGUCACCAUCGGCUUUGUGGUCGCAGUAACUUCCAAUGUAGCGCCAGCAUUUACAGCAGCUUACGGCUUCCAGCCCUGGCAGGUCGGUCUAUGCUUUAUCGCUGCCAUCAUUGGAUCUCUGCUGGGUAUACCUGCUGGUGGUCAACUGGCCGACAUUACGGCGGAUUGGUUCACAAAGCGCAACGGUGGAAUAAGAGUCCCCGAGAUGCGACUUCCCGCCAUGAUGCUCUGUCUCAUUACUGCGCCACUGGCUUUGAUCUUGUACGGUGUCGGAAUUGAAAAGCAACUUCACUGGAUCUGCCCUACCAUUGGCCUUGGUCUUCUCAAUUUCUCUAUUUCGCAGGGUACCAACGUUUGCCUUGUCUACGUCAUCGAUGCAUACCGUCCAGUCGCUGGAGAGAUCACCCUUGCGGUUAUGGGCUUUAAAUCCAUGUUCGGUUUCCUCCUUUCCUUUUACACGAAUCCAUGGGUCGAGCAGUCCGGCUAUCUCAAUGCAUAUGGUGCCAUGGCUGGAAUCGCCGCCGCUGUGUUGCUCAUGUGGAUUCCUCUCUACAUUUGGGGCAAGGCGAUUCGACACGCCACCUGGAACUGGAGCAUCCUCUCCUAUAUUCACUGGGAGGAUGACAGAGAAGUGGGAGAGUAA